Messenger RNA from Notodromas monacha, 2784 nucleotides. NCBI's taxonomy places the organism in Eukaryota, Metazoa, Arthropoda, Ostracoda, Podocopida, Cyprididae. The record is from the annotation of a GenBank genome assembly.
GCCACGGAUGGUGCCAACAUGUUGCCAAUUUUUGGUAUUUUUCAGGGACACGCUGAUUUUGGCAGCAGUGAAUAGCGGGACUUCGAUCUUCGCCGGGUUCGUGAUUUUCUCGUCCCUGGGCUACAUGGCCCAUGUGAAAGGGGUGAACGUCAGUGACGUGGUGGCGUCUGGGCCUGGGCUGGUAUUUCUGGCCUACCCCGAGGUCAUCCGCAAACUCUCACUGUCGCCCCUUUGGGCUGUCCUCUUCUUCAUGAUGCUCACGUUAUCCCUUAACGUUAGAGUUUGCCUGCAGAAUAUGUCACAGACCCUGGGCAUCGACAGCAUGUUCAGCUGCUUGGACGGGUUCGUUUCCACACUGUGUGACUUGUCCCCGCGAUUGCACAAGCACAAACGGAAACUCAUCGCAGCCUGGGCUCUCAUCUUCUUCCUGCUGGAACUUCCGCUGGUGACCCGAGGUGGGAUCUACCUCUUCACACUGCACGAAUACUACGGAUCAGCCAGCAUCACUCUGCUCUCGAUGGCUUUUUGUCAGUUAUCCCUUAACGUUAGAGUUUGCCUGCAUAAUAUGUCACAGACCCUGGGCAUCGACAGCAUGUUCAGCUGCCUGGACGGGUUCGUUUCCACCCUGUGUGACUUGUCCCCACGAUUGCACAAACACAAACGGAAACUCAUCGCAGCCUGGGCUCUCAUCUUCUUCCUGCUGGAACUUCCGCUGGUGACCCGAGGUGGGAUCUACCUCUUCACCCUGCACGAAUACUAUGGAUCAGCCAGCAUCACUCUGCUCUCCAUGGCUUUUUGUCAGGCUGUGGCUUAUGUUUGGAUUUGGGGAGCAGACAAGAUAUCUGAUUGCUUGUUCGAAAUGAUCGGGUUUCGGGUAUCCUGGUGGUGGCGAUUCUGCUGGAAAUUCGCUGGGCCUGGUUACAUGCUGUUCAUUUUCUUCUUCUUCUUCAUCAACUACGAGACUGUCAAGUACAACAACUACGAAUAUCCCGUCUGGGGUCAAGUGCUGGGAGUGUUGAUAGCUGCGUCUUCCCUGGCCUGGGUUCCUGCCUACGCCAUUUACUACCUCGUGAAGCAGAAAAAGCCUCUGCGAGAGGCGUGGAAGAUUGGCACAACGGCCACGACAGUGACGGCGAGACCCGAGCGACAAGAACACGAGCUGGAGGAAGUUCCUGAGACCGGAAGUGGAGCGGAUUCAUUCGAGUCGGAAACUGCGAAAUCUGCGGGAAUCAAAGCGAACGGAAGAGAACUUCCUGAUGAAAACGUGGACGGAAUCAGUCAAACGAACGUGAAUCUCAGCGGAUAAAAUCGAACUGAGAUUCUCCUUAUAUAUAAUAUUAUUUUGUUUCCUCGGCGAGGCCGAAAACUCGAAAGCUUUUUUUCAGGCCUCAUAUUUUCUUUCGUAAGCAAGAAAUGUUCUACAAAAAGUUUAUUUAAAAAUAGGAAAAUAUUCGAAAAAUCUCAAGGUCACGUACAUGAAGAACAACGUUCUUCACACAUACUUCAUUUCAAUAAGCGUCGGAAAAUUCGUAUUCAAAGUUAAAAUAUUUGAAGCUCUUGAAAAACGCAGUUCGUCUAAAUGCUGUAAAGAAAAUUUGUAUUCAAAGUCCAAAUAUGUGUCAAUGAAAAAUGACUUUCUCAAAAUCAGUGUAUUCAAAAAUGGGCAACUUGCAUCCGAAAGUUCAAAUAUCCCCAAGAAAAAUGACGGCCAUCAGACGAAAAUCUUACACGUUACAGGAGGAAAUGGGUAAUAUUUUCUAUUUAUAAUUCCGUGUAUUAAACGUUUCACUUUUCAAACCCUCCUCUUGAGCAAUAUCACAGUUCAGCUUCCAUGUUGAUUGUCACAAAAAUCAAAUGUUUUGGUAGUGAUUCGUUUUAUGAAAAAUCGAAUUAUUCCGAACACCAAAAAAAUGAUCUGAGGGUAAUUUCCCUGGUUAUAUACAAGUAAAUAGGUGCCAUAUGUCUUCUAUUGAAGUGUAUUCCAAUUUUCCCAGUUUUUGAUAGCUUUGCUGGAGCAAUGCCAAAAAAUGUGUUUGUUGUUGAAUAGCUUGGAGAACCAUCUUGAAGAAAUCUCGUAAUAAGUAUAUCAUUAUACUGUACCUUAUCACGCAAAGGCAAAACAGAAAAGAAUUUGUUGACGAGUGGUUGAUUCAGCAAAAUUUACAGCCAUUAGAUGAGAAAGAUAUCAUGUAUGAUACCCUGUAUUUAACGAUGUCAUAAUGUGACGAAGCGUAUUUUUCUGUUGAUUCGGUUUCGGUGUGAUUCGCAAGAGUUUUUCACUUUUCAGGAAUGAAAGUGAAACAUAUUCCCCAUGACUUUGAAAAAACAUGUUUGUAUUAUAAGAAAACCAUCUUAUUUAAAGUGCCAAGUAAUAAUGACGUUUGGCAUAUUUUCCAGAGUUUAAGCGACAUUUAACGUGGAACUUUAAAGUGAACUUGAUUCGGAAAAAUAUAUGCAUUUGUAUAACGAAGAGUGCUUCUGAGCGAAUUUGCUCAAUGGUUUCCGAUUUCCGAAAAUUAGCUUCGAAGAAAUGAUUCUCAUUCGUGACAGGCAACCAUAUCUAGGAAUUUUUAGCAAAAGCAAUUUACUAAAUAUAGAGGAAAUGUUGAGACCUCCGUUGGAUUUGAAACUGAUCAGUUUCUACUGCAAUUCCGAUGACCGAAAUGGAUCUGAGUGAGAUUUUGUACCGAGUCUGUGGAAGGAAGCUUUCGUGUAAUGUACUGUUAUUUUUUUCAACGGCGAUUGAUGGAUGAGAAAAUAUAUGAGAAUGUUUUUUCCUUUAAA